This is a messenger RNA of Dothidotthia symphoricarpi CBS 119687, 909 nucleotides long. RefSeq names its product tricarboxylate transport protein-like protein. The record is from RefSeq and is a predicted model, not a curated record. Lineage: Eukaryota; Fungi; Ascomycota; Dothideomycetes; Pleosporales; Dothidotthiaceae. The transcript has 5 exons. The coding region runs from base 1 to 909 and encodes 302 amino acids. Gene Ontology annotation, biological process: mitochondrial citrate transmembrane transport.
AUGGUGUCCGGAACCAAUGAUAAAAAUACACCCGCCGUAGUCUCCCUCGUCGCGGGUGGGAUCGCAGGGGGCAUUGAAGGGUUCCUGUCGUAUCCCUUGGAAUUCGCUAAGACUCGAGUCCAAUUGAGAGCUGAGAAAGGCGUGCCAACUCCACGGAAUCCUUUCCUUGUCGUGACGCAGGUAUACCAGAAUGAAGGUAUCAGGGCUAUGUACAAGGGAUGUGGUGCUCUUGUUGUGGGCUCAAUAGCUAAAGACGGCGUGCGCUUUCUCUUUUUCGACCAAAUCAAAGAGUCUUUCGCAGACCCUGAAACUGGUACUCUAUCGCCUUUACGCAACCUGCUGGCUGGCAUGACCGCUGGUGUUAUAGCAUCUACUACGGCAGUCACUCCAACCGAGCGAAUUAAGACAGCCCUCAUCGACGACGCACGAAACGAGAAGAGAUUCCGUUCAGGACUGCACGCGACCAGGGUUAUCUGGCAAGAGCAUGGAAUCCUUGGCCUGUACCGAGGGUACGCAGGAACCACUCUUAAACAAGCAUCAGCCACAGCUUUCCGAAUGGGUACCUACAAUAUCCUCAAAGACUUCGAAAAGACAAGAAACAUCGAACAGAAUACCGCCAUUAACUUUGCCAAUGGGUCUGUGGCAGGUGUUAUCACGACGCUUGCCACCCAGCCUUUUGAUGUUAUCAAAACAAGAUCCCAAAGUGCGAAAGGAACGAGUACCAUUGAAGCUAUAAAGAGCGUUCUUCUCGAUUACGGUGUCAAAGGGUUCUGGAAGGGCACAACUAUGCGUCUAGGACGCACUGUGUUCAGCGGCGGAAUUCUUUUUACGAGCUAUGAGGCAGCGGUCAAGAUCAUCUCGCCACUGUACUCUGGGAGCAAACACGCUUCAGACUCUGAGGUCGCGUAG